Molecule: messenger RNA, 2245 nt
Organism: Chelonus insularis
Lineage: Eukaryota; Metazoa; Arthropoda; Insecta; Hymenoptera; Braconidae
Gene: ric8a
Product: ric8 guanine nucleotide exchange factor A
Exons: 7
Coding region: 184-1749 (521 amino acids)
Biological process (GO): G protein-coupled receptor signaling pathway
Cellular component (GO): cytoplasm
Molecular function (GO): guanyl-nucleotide exchange factor activity; G-protein alpha-subunit binding
Source: RefSeq, a predicted model, not a curated record
GAGUAUAGUGCAAACAAUUGCAGAAUAGAGUAAAAUUAUUUAUGAAGCUCUGACGUUUUUGGAGUUUGUUGUUGACAGGUGUUAUUGAUACGAAGAUUUAAAAAUACGUCACAAUUUUUACUUAUGAAAAAUGAAACUGUAAUUAUUUUUUAAUAGGUCAAAUAAUUUUAAUUGCUAACGGAAAUGGAAGUGUUCAUAAAUAAUAUAACAACAGAAAACGUUUCUGAAUUUUCCAAACAUUUGGAAAAGUUUUGCAAAGAGAAUGCACAAACAAUGCAAUUCCCAGAAUUAAAUAAAAAUAACUUGAGAGAAAUGCUUUGGAAUAUAUUAAUGAAAAAAUUAGCUGAUGAGAAAUAUUCUGAAAUACAUGAAAAAUGUAUCGAAACUCUACGAAUUCUUAGUCGAGAUAAAACGCAUCUAGAUGAUCUUAUAACCGAUGAAAGACUAGAACUCAUCGUUACUAAGGCUGACUUGGUGAAUUCCACUACUUCUUUAAAUAGCAAUGUAACAUUAGAAGCUGUGAAAUUAUUAUGUAAUUUAAUUUACAAUUCUGCUGGUAUUCAAAUACAAAUAGCUAAAGUCCCUUGGUUAGCUAACUUAAUCAAGCGAAUAAGUAUUCAUAACCAGACUGCAUCUUAUAAAAUGUUACUAUUUGAUGUGCGAAUCUUAUUUUUAGUCACAGCAUUGAACGUAACAUCUAGAAAUAUUAUUAAAAAUCAAUUAGAUGGUAGCAAAGAGUUGACUAAUUUAUUAAAAAUUCUCUCUGAUAAAAUAAGAGAUGGAUCCAAAGAUAUUGUUGAUAUAUCUUGUGAGAUAUUGAAAACUCUCUUCAAUUUAUAUAUUAUCGUAGAUGAAUCUAAUGAAGAUGAGAAGCAAGAAUCUAUAGAAUUAAUACAUAUUUUGCAUAAGUUGUUAAUCUUAAAAAAUUUUGAAUCAAGAGAUGAACUUCUAAGUCAUGUAGUUAAUUUAUUAACCGUCAUACCAAGUAGUUGUUAUGACGUGAUUAUUUCACCAGUCGAGACGAAAUCUAAAACUACUGAAGUUUAUGAAAAUGCAGACAUGUCUGCAAUAUAUGAAUUGAUACAAUUUUUAGACAGACAAUUAGUUAAUCAACGCAAUAUUGUAGAAAAUGUUUCUCCCAUAGUAACAGCUCUAUUAAAACUUUCACGAAGUAAAAGAUUGAUAAGGAAAUAUACAAGACAGAAAGUAUUACCUCCGUUACAUAAAAAAGACAUUAUGAUGCGUCCUGAAGAAGGUUCAACUCUCAGGGCAAAACUUUGUAAACUAUUGACUUCGCCAUUAACGGAAUUAAGAGGCUUAGUUGCCGAAUUCUUAUUUGUCCUAUGUAAAGAAAAUGUUGGUCGAAUGAUUAAAUAUACUGGAUAUGGUAAUGCAGCAGGUAUGUUUGCUAACAAAGGACUUUUAAAUUGCAAACAACCUAAAACUGAUUAUUCAUCUGAAUCUGAAGAAAGUGACACAGAAGAUUACGCGAAGUAUAAAGAAGCUAUUGAUCCAGUUACUGGAUGUUAUGAACAACCAAAGUCAAACCCAUUCGAAGGCAUGAGUGAAGAACGUAAAGAAUAUGAAGCAAUGAAACUAGUUAAUCUUAUCAAUCAACUAACAAACGAGGGACACGUGCGACCUUGUACUAUUGGAGAAGAUGGUAAACCGAAGCCUGUCGAACAUGUUUUAGAGCUGCAAGGAGGUUUCAAAGAUAAGCUUAAUAUACAUGAAGAUGAGUCUGGAUAAAUGUUAUUGAUUAAUAUUUAAUGAUUAUAUAAUUUGUCAAUAUUGAUAUAUAAUAAUAAAUGAUGCUAAUACAGAGUAACGUAAUAUUUAUUUACUUUAUUGAAAAAGAACAAAGAACAACGUUACGAAUUAAAUAAUUGGCAGGAAAUAAAAAUAUAACACUUUCCAAAAUUACAUGAAAUAUAUACAAUUUUGGUAAAUUGUGUUAUGUGCUUUGUGAGCAUCACAAUAUAUAUAUAUGUAUAUAUUAUAUAGUAAUAAUCAUAAUCAUAAUAUAAUAAUUAUAAUAAUAAUAGUUAUUGCAUCGCAGCCUAUGCGCACACAAGAGUGUAUGAUUUUUAAUAUGUUUUGGAAACUGCAUAGUGAUAUUUUUUCUUUUGAUAAUAUCUUAAUAUAGGAUAGGGGUAAUACAAAUUGACAAGAUUUAUGGCAAAAAUUCAGUUUGAUAUGGUCAAACAAUGUAUCAUCAACAAAUAAUGUUUCAUUUUUAAAAAUA